This is a messenger RNA of Phacochoerus africanus (Common warthog), 1129 nucleotides long. RefSeq names its product neural Wiskott-Aldrich syndrome protein-like. The transcript is spliced from 2 exons. The coding region runs from base 272 to 712 and encodes 146 amino acids. The record is from RefSeq and is a predicted model, not a curated record. NCBI's taxonomy places the organism in Eukaryota, Metazoa, Chordata, Mammalia, Artiodactyla, Suidae.
GGUCACAGGAGGGGCGGGGCUGGGCCCGGCUGGAGACCCCGGCCGGCGCGCCAAGAGGGCGGGGCCGAGAGCUAGCCUCCGCUCCAGCAGCAGCAGCCAGGACGCGAGCGCCAGGAAGGGGCUUUACCCAGAAUGCCGCUGGACAGCCGGCUCCCCCGCCCCCUCCUCUCCUGCCCACCACUCCUGGCCUUUCCCGGCUCGGUCCCGACCGCCAGGGCACUGACCUGAAGGUCCCGCUGUCCUCGCGCUCCAGCGGCGGAGCCGCAGCGCGAUGCCUGCUUUGAGACAUUGUGAGAAGGGACGGUUUUCCAGCGGGAGGAAGAGCAGUGCGGAGCUACGUUCUCGCUCACCGGGUCGGCCGGUCCCCGAGAGAAGCGAUCCGGCGCCGACGCCGCCACCUCCUCCCCUCCUCCGACACCCCUUCUCCUCCCCUCUUGCGUCCCUCCGGGGGACGGGCGGGGUGGAGCCUCUGUGCAAGAGCACGGUUCCCCGUUCUCGGUUCCCGGCCACGCCCCCUGCUGCCCCAGCUCAGGCGGAGCUCCUCGCCAGCCCCGCCCACCUGCUCUCCAGGCUCUCUAGUGCCCUCCCCGCCCUCCCCGCAGCCCCAGCAGUCCUCAGCUGCAGAUGGUGCCCCGCCUUCUGCCCAGCGGCUUUGAGGAGACCGCAGUUCUGUGUCCUUAAAAGGAGGCUGUUUCCUGCCCAGAGAGGCUAGUCCGCGGGCUUGCAAGCUUCAGAGUCUGAUUGCCUGGCACAAUACUGAUCACACGAAGAGACAUUUUUGGAAACUUUUGUUGUUAACUCUCGAACCCUGGAUACUUGAAAGCAAAGAAAAAAAAAUCCGGAUCUAAUCAAAGUGAUUUAUAUUACUUGAGGCUUGGAAUAAGUCUGUUUUUUCUUCCCUCCCUCCUCCCUCUAUAGAUGUAUAUCUAUACUAUCCAUUGUUAUGUUUUAGUGAAUGUCUUAUUGAAGGUACCACAUAGCCACUACUUCAGAAUAUGUUAACAUCCACAUAGCUAUGGCAAUACAUAAUUUGACUCAGAUUUGUUUCUAAAAUUUACUUUUAGCCGUAAAAUUCCUAAAAAACAAGCCUAGGAGUUCCCGUCGUGGCGCAGUGGUUAACGAAUCCGAC